AUGAUUCAGUUUCUUGUUCUCGUUGUUCUACCUUUGACCUAUGCAUCAUUCUGUGGAGAGUCAUCCAUACCCUUCAGUAUUGAGAUUCUACCUAACGGUCAGCCUGUCUUAGGAUGUGCCAGACCAGCAUGUUUCGGAUGGAACGAAUCAGGAAAUCCCACAACUAAUGACGCCAACUUUUUUAAGGUAGGCAACAACGAUGAUGGCUUCUUCAGACCGGGUUUAUCAUCAGUUGAACCCUAUGAUCCGACCGAUCUGAAACAUUAUCGUAUGAGCAAGGCUGACUGUUCGGAACAAUUCGAUUCGCCCAAUUGUGACUUCUCUUAUCAAUGGGUUUCUGGUUUGGCUCCCCAAACAAAUUUGUCAUUGCCCUUGAAGCUACGAUGCUGUUCCAUUGAACCCUUGAUCCGUUCAGUUGAUAGAGGAGUCGCAACUUUGAGAGCUGGACAGAUUGUGAUUGGAGGAGAGGUUACAAAACAGGGAAAGCAAGUGGCUUUUGAUUAUAUUGCUGACGUCGCGAGAGUUACGAAUGAAGAGGACGGACAGACUAUUUAUGACGUAGCCGUCAGACGAUUUGAAUGUCUACCCAUUUUCACAAAAGGAUACGUAUCUCGGGAUGUUUCUAGCAAAUUUGAUGGCGCAAGAAGAUUAGCUUUACAAGCCCCAACGUAUGAAUCUCCUGACAACGCGAUCAGCCUUCCAAGUGCGCAACAACAAAAUCCUUCACAACCUGUAAUUGAAGGACCAUUUACUGAGGAUGAAGUAUCUUUUCCCGGUUUGGUACACGAGAAAUCUGCUGCUACUGGUAACGAAAUGUCUGCAGCAGCAACUGAUUACCUUAAUAAUAACAGUGCUUAUAAAGGCCAAUAUCAACAAGUUAUUCCUCCUCCACCACCAUCAGAUACCUUACUUGCAAAUUCGUAUGCAUCCAAUCAGCCAGCCUAUGUUGCUCCAGCACAACCUUCUUAUGUCGCUCCUCCUCAGCCCGCUUAUGUUCCUGCUCCUCCUCAAGCACCACCUCAACCACCAGUCCAAUAUUAUUCUGCUCCUGCAGCUCAGCCCUACUAUCCUUCGACCAGCUCUUACUAUUGCUUUAGUGGAGAUACUCAAGUUCUUCUACUUUCUGGAGAAACAAAGAGAAUGGAUGAGCUACGCGUGCACGAUUGGGUUCAACAAUUUGGAAAGUCAUCUGUUAGUUACUCUCCUGUUACUAUGUGGCUUCACCGUAUGCCUGAAGAACUUGCAGAAUUCAUAGUUAUCAGUCUCACCGACGGUACAAAACUCAAAAUCACCGAUAAGCAUUUCAUUUACAAAACAGCUUGUGACCAAAGUCGCUUGGCGAAUGUAACUUCUGUGCCAAUGAAACCUGUAUUUGCUGAUGAAGUGCAAGUAGGUGACUGUUUGUACAAAGUUGUCAAGAAUUAUCCAUCUUUGGUUCGCAAAGUACGAGUUGCUGCUAUAGGUAAAGUAUCCGAGAAAGGUAUAUAUGCCCCCAUGACGACAACAUCCACUAUUACCGUUAAUGGAAUACUAGCGUCGUGCCAUUCAGUCUAUAAGCCAUCGAAUGCUGUGACAACAUCAUAUUUCAAACAAAUGAGUAACAUUCGUGAUUAUUUUUUCGGCAAAUCAUCAGAGGACGAAAUGGAGUUACCGGUCACUUUGAGCUUGGCUAUUGAAAUGCUUCAUCUUAUUUUACCAAAAAGUCUUCUUUUUGCUUUAUAA
Molecule: messenger RNA, 1722 nt
Organism: Auanema sp. JU1783
Lineage: Eukaryota; Metazoa; Nematoda; Chromadorea; Rhabditida; Rhabditidae
Source: the annotation of a GenBank genome assembly